This is a messenger RNA of Fusarium tjaetaba, 696 nucleotides long. RefSeq lists its product as uncharacterized. The coding region runs from base 1 to 696 and encodes 231 amino acids. NCBI's taxonomy places the organism in Eukaryota, Fungi, Ascomycota, Sordariomycetes, Hypocreales, Nectriaceae. The record is from RefSeq and is a predicted model, not a curated record. The transcript has 3 exons.
AUGGUUGCAUUUCGUUUCCCCGGCGGUGAUGGGCAUUCCGCAACCAAGUCCGCCAAAUGGAAGAAGACUUUCAUCCGCCUGCAGACUCCUGGCAAGAGAAAAGACGAGGACUUUGAGGGUCAGGCUUCUUCUACACCUCAUGAUUCGCCGGUUUAUUCGUCUAAGAUCAAUUGUGCCGCUGGGUUCGCAUCUUAUAACCAUAACGGCAAUGCUCCAAACAUGAAACUGCUUUCUCAUGACAAACCUAUGGAAGGACCUGGAGAUCUGGGCGACUCGAUUCAGAUUUACGCUGGAGUCUUUCACAUAACCCUCGACUGCAACCCAUCACUCAUGGCUUUCUCGGGACAGUUCUUGGCUUCCAUGCAUCGGGGCAGCGCCCAGUUCUCCUCACGCUCCAAGGAACCCAUCCGAAGUGGGCUGGAUAUAUCUUCAGACAUUCUGGUAAUUAACACCGCUCUACGCCGAGAGCGAGCUCACGAGGUCGACUUGGAGAAGUCACGAAGAUACCGGGCUAAACAGCGCGCUGUAGACCCGACCGGGUAUGUAAAGCGUGUUAAUGCAGAUAAGGCAGCAUGGGGGCAAAAGAACCCGCAAAAGGUGUUAGGCAUCGCCGCAAGGGUCAGAAGCAAGGCCAAAGACCCAAAACGCUUUUUUUACGAGGAUUGCAAUACGAAUUUGCCCUUGCCUCUCAUCUAG